This is a messenger RNA of Cicer arietinum (chickpea), 1654 nucleotides long. RefSeq names its product mevalonate kinase. The record is from RefSeq and is a predicted model, not a curated record. Gene Ontology annotation, molecular function: ATP binding; mevalonate kinase activity. NCBI's taxonomy places the organism in Eukaryota, Viridiplantae, Streptophyta, Magnoliopsida, Fabales, Fabaceae. Gene Ontology annotation, cellular component: cytosol; cytoplasm. Gene Ontology annotation, biological process: isopentenyl diphosphate biosynthetic process, mevalonate pathway; isoprenoid biosynthetic process.
UUAAAAUAUAAGACGACGUCGUUUAUAAACCUGAUCGGAGAAAAACCAAUGGCGCGUGAAAGAGAGUGAUAUAUUGAAAGAAAACAGAGACAUUUAUAAUCAAUGGAGGUUAAAUCAAGAGCUCCCGGGAAAAUUAUUUUAGCCGGCGAACACGCCGUAGUUCACGGAUCAACUGCCGUUGCAUCUUCUAUUGACUUAUACACUUACGUUUCUCUCCGCUUCUCCACUCCUUCUUCCGAUAAUGAUGAAUCGUUGAGACUGGUGCUGAAGGAUACGGGAUUGGAAUUUUCGUGGCCAAUAAGUAGAAUUAGAGAAGCUUUUCCUGAAUCCGUUGCUUUGUUAUCUUCAAAGCCUACUUCAUGUUCUGUUGAGUGUACUAAGGCAAUUGCGUCUUUAGUUGAACAACUUAACAUACCAGAGGCUAAAAUUGGACUUGCUUCUGGAGUUUCUGCUUUUCUUUGGUUAUACUCAUCUAUUCAAGGAUUUAAGCCUGCUACAGUGGUUGUCACUUCCGAACUUCCUCUGGGUUCAGGGUUGGGUUCAUCUGCGGCACUCUGUGUGGCGCUGGCAGCUGCUCUGCUUGCUGUCACUGAUUCUGUUUCUGUGGAUGUGAACCAUAAAGGGUGGCACACUUUUGGGGAGAAGGAACUCGAUUUAGUGAAUAAAUGGGCUUUGGAAGGUGAGAAGAUCAUCCAUGGAAAGCCCUCUGGAAUUGACAACACAGUCAGUGCAUAUGGUAACAUUAUCAGCUUCAAGUCUGGUAAUUUGACACGAAUGAAGUCAAAUGUUUCCCUUAAAAUGCUUAUUACCAACACGAAAGUAGGUAGAAACACAAAAGCAUUGGUGGCUGGUGUUUCAGAGAGAAUGCUUAGGCACCCGGAUGCCAUGGCUUUUGUGUUUAGUGCAGUUGAUUCUAUCAGCAAAGAAUUGACUACCGUUCUCCACUCACCUACACCGGAUGAGCUCUCUGUUACUGAGAUGGAAGAGAAGGUAGAAGAGCUAAUGGAAAUGAAUCAAGGUCUGCUCCAGAGUAUGGGUGUCAGUCAUGCCACAAUAGAAACUGUUCUUCGAACAACAUUGAAGUACAAGUUAGCUUCUAAGUUGACAGGAGCUGGUGGCGGGGGCUGUGUUCUGACAUUGCUUCCAACAUUGCUUUCGGCCACCGUUGUUGAUAAAGUGAUUGCUGAAUUGGAGUCAAGCGGAUUCCAAUGUUUCAUUGCCGGAAUUGGUGGGAAUGGUGUUGAAAUUAGCUUUGAGCAUUCAUCUUGAUGUUCCUUUUUUUUUUCCCCAAGGAAUGAAGUCAAUGAUCAAGGGAUCUGAUUCUAAAAUUAAUAAAAAGUUUAGAAGUUUAUUGAAGUCAAUGAUCAAGGGAUCUGAUUCUAAAAUUAAUAAAAAGUUUAGAAGUUUAUGUUUGUCUUUUAACAUCCGUGUGCAUCAUUAUGUAUCGUUUUCUUUCUUUUUGGAGUUACUUGUAAUUUUCUUUUCUAUUCAAUCUUGAAUAGAAAAUUGGAGGAAAUAAAUCCUCGGAUAUAUGGAUAUGGAUCAUGAUGUCAAUCAAUUGAACCAGGAACUUACGUGUGACUGUAUUGCACACACUAUCAGGAUUCUACAGAGCACCCCAUUUUUUGGUUGUAUUAAAUUGACGUUUGAUUAA